CCUUCUUGUGCCUGAGUAAUGCUGACUGCACUGGGUAUUGCAGUGAUCGCAGGCUAUGGGCAUCACUACCAGAGUUGUUAGUCGCCCAUGAAAUCUCAGUAUGGAGAACAACGAGGCUGAUACAGAAGCUCGUCCUCUGAAAACCAAUGAUGAAAAAGUCUUGGAAAACAAUGACACUACUGGAGACACAAAUGACUCUAAUAAGAAACCGAGCUGGUUAUCACGUUGCCGCACUGCAGCCUUUUUUGCCUCGCUAUUUCUAUGCUUGACUGCUGUAUUCGCCUUUUCUUUUAUAAUCCCAUGUCCUGUGAGGCCAUAUUCCCAGAGGACAUGGAGUGUACAAUAUAGCAGAGCAAGCACUUACGCUUUUUUGUCCACUGAAGAUGUGAAUCAGGAUAAUGUUCAAGAUGUGCUUUUCCUAUUUAAAGCAGAUGACACAGAUAACCUCAAUGUGACCUGUGCAGAUGAAGGUUUUCGUUCUCCGUGUUCCUUUUUAACUGCUUUAUCUGGGACAAAUGGAAGUACUUUGUGGAUCAAGCCUGUUGCUGAAGAUGUGCGGUUAGCGGAAUGUGGUAUAACUAACCUUGGUGGUAUGGAAUUUUCUGGCUGCAUCAUCAGUGGGAGACCAGAGUCUUUAAUGGCAAUUAAUUCUCACACAGGAAAUAUUCUUUGGAAAACAGCCACUGGCUUUGCAUCUAAUUCUGUUGUUAGAAAACCUGUACUCAAAAUUCCAGAUGUGAACGGGGAUGACGUGCAAGAUCUGAUGAUUUUUGUCUCAGUAGAAGAUGAGAUGCAAAGCUUUAUUUUCUCGGGAAAAAAUGGUGACCGCAUUGGCCAAAAUAAAAGUAUUGGGAUUCCGAGGAAAGAUGGCCAUUACACACAUGCUACAGCAUCUGGCUCUCAGUAUGUCCUCAUGUAUACAGGAGGCUCAAUUGAAGGUUAUUCUGUCAGAGAUUUAUAUUCUAGAAUUACAGAUGAUGAAAUAAAACCUGUAACACUAAAGACAGAUCCUGACUGGGAGGGACAAACAAAUCAUUCUGCAGGUUAUAUUCCCAUUCUUCCUAUUUCCAGCUCUGGUGAUAUUCGCUAUUUAUUAAAGAUUCCUGGAAAGUAUUACAACAACAUUUUGAUUGUGAAAACAGAGGUUUCUGAAUUGCUCGAUGGACAGAAGUUUCGUUCAUUGUGGUCUCUAAAUACAACAAACAUUCUAAGCAAGCCAGCACUUGGGUACUUUAAGAAAGAUGUCUUGUCCAUAAUGAUGGAGCUUGGAAUUGGAAAUGGAAGAAAGAAGGUAAUAAUUAUUGACAGCAACAGUGGAACAGUACAGUGGGAAGUAGAAAUGAAUUUGGGAAUUGUCAAUCCAAAUCCUGCUACACUGAAAACAGGAGAUCAUCGGUCCUUCUUCCUCUUUUGGGGUGAAGACAAUCCAGACUUGAACAGCACAAUGGAGGCAAGAGAAAACCUGUACAUGUUUCAUCCAUCAUAUUCCAAAGCUUUACUUCAGCUGAACAAUAAUACCAAAAACAUAGUAAUGUUUGAUGCUUUUCUAUUUGAGAAAAGUCGGCACGCUUGCUACGUCCUAUUAAGCGGACCAAACACACUGGAAAUGUUUAACAAUGUGUCCAUUUCUAAACGAAAGCUAAAGGAAGAUAUCACAACAAGCAAAAUUGUGUGGCUUAGCAAGGAGACAGCCAACGAAAAGGAUAUAAGAGACCACUUUUUUAGAAUGAGAUAUUCAAGUCAUUGAUAGAAAUGAUUGC
Pelobates fuscus (common spadefoot toad) is the source of this 1760-nucleotide messenger RNA. It is a transcript of the gene FAM234A, whose product is annotated as family with sequence similarity 234 member A. Bases 101 to 1747 code for a protein of 548 amino acids. The record is from RefSeq and is a predicted model, not a curated record. Gene Ontology annotation, cellular component: cell surface. Lineage: Eukaryota; Metazoa; Chordata; Amphibia; Anura; Pelobatidae. The transcript has 12 exons.